UGGAGCUAACUGUACUUGUACAGUAUAUAACCACAUGACAGAUUCGCAGAGUACACUUUUCAGUGUUUGGACUGGGACUUUCACUUUGCAUCUAUUGAAGACUGCUGCUUCCAGAGAUAACUGCACGCAACAAUGCCUAAGACAGAAGUCAAGCCUUACUGGGAUCUCUCAGUCAAAGUUUUACGUGGGAAUAUCAAAAAAUCAUACGACUACUUAUCUGAAGCUGACUGCUAUGUUAUCUUGAACUUACCCACGGCAUCUGCUCGUACAUAUCGCACCAAGACGAUUGAUAAUAACAACAAUCCUGUAUGGAAUGAAACCUUCCACUUCAGGUUGCAAAGCAAUGUCAAGAAUAUUCUGGAGCUCCAGGUCUAUGACAAUGACCCGUGUAUGAGAGAUGAUCAUAUUGCCACUGUCCUGUUUGACAUUAAUAACCUCACACCAGAAAAGAUGGAGGAAAAAUGUUUCAUUUUAAAUGAUACGACAAAAGAUGAGCUGUGGGUGGAGUUUGAGAUGACACAGAGCUCUGAGGUGCCGAGCCCAUGCGUGUCUAAUGGGGUGUUGGUGGCAGGUCCUUUUUGUGAGCUGACGGUGGGGGUAGACAAGCUUCUUAAGAACUCUGGAGCGAUACGUAAUAUGGUGUUGAACCUGAAAGGGGCAUAUAAAGAGGAUCAUGUCAUCUCACAAGAGAACAAUCAGACAUUCUUAGACACAUUAUGUUAUUACAUCAACCGAAACAUGGAAACUGAACUUAAUCUCACCUCUUCUGAGGGAUAUCAAGUUGCAAAUCAAAAGACUCAAGAAACUGGAGCUUCUAUCCCUUUGAAACCACUACCAGCCCAACACCAAAUUACAGUGUCUUUGCCCCUGGGAGAGGAAAAAGUUGACGUGGAGCUGAAAACGGAUGAUCGUGAUACCGAAGAACUCGAUGUACGUUUGGCUUUUAAUAUGUCGAAGGAAGAAAAACAUUUUCUGGCAAAGAGGAGUAAAGUUGUAUCAGAGGCACUUCAGAAAUUUCUAAAUCUCACCACUCCACCUGAUCCCAGCAAGGUUCCAGUGAUAGCUGUGGUGUCUUCAGGAGGUGGGACUCGAGCAAUGACGGGCACCUAUGGAGCUAUUAAAGGGCUGCAGGAGAUCCAACUUCUUGAUGCUGUCAGCUACAUCACAGGGCUUUCUGGCUCCACCUGGACUUUAUCUUCUCUUUACUGCGACCCCAAUUGGUCUAAAAGUGACAUCAAUAUGUUUAUAGAGUCUUCGAAGAAAGAGAUCUCUAAAAGUAAAUUCAGUGUAUUUUCCCGUAAGCAGCGGUCAUACUACAAAAAGAAGAUGGAUGAAAGAGAAAAAGAAGGGCAUACCGUCUCUCUUAUUGAUAUGUGGGGUCUAGCUAUAGAGUAUCUUAUUCAAGGACAGAAACCCUUCGGUACACUGACUGAAAUGCAGAAGGCAGUUUCAGAAGGCCAGAAUCCUUUACCCAUCUUCACAGCUGUUAUUAUGAAGGAUCAGAAUGUACAAUGUACAAAAGAGGCGGCCGAAUGGUGUGAGUUCACUCCAUAUGAAGUUGGCAUUCCUAAGUAUGGUGGGUUUGUACCUGCUCAGAACUUUGGGAGUGAAUAUUAUCUCGGUCACCUGGUCAAGAAACUUCCUGAAACUAGUGUGUCCUAUCUGUUGGGAAUAUGGAGCAGCGUUUUUUCAGCGAAUCUGACAAGUGUCUGGGGUGCCAUCACUGGCGUCGCCCCCUCAUGGAGCCCUGAGACUCCAAAUGAAGCGAGUAAUACAGAGACUGAAAAUAGGACAAAAACACUCGGCACGUCCGUGUUGAGCCCAGUGGGUGACUUUGCAAGUAUGAUAAGCGGUUUUAUGACCAGUCGCCCAAUCAUUAGCCAGAUGUCCAACUUCCUGAGGGGUCUGCAGCUACACAGGGAUUACAACGAGAACUCUGCCUUUGUUGCAUGGAAAGAAAAGCACCCAGAUGCCUUUCCUAACACCCUGACUCCAAUGGAUCCUCAGCUUAGCCUAGUUGAUGGUGGAUUUGCCAUAAAUUCAGGCUAUAUUCCUGUGUUAGGCUCUCAAAGACAUGCAGAUGUUAUUCUGUCUGUAAACUUCUCCUGUGACCCAGACCAGUUAAUGGUCCUGAAGCAAACGUAUGAUUACUGUAUGGAUCGCAAGAUUCCAUUUCCAAAGAUUGAUUUCAAAAAGGUGGAGUCAGAGCCGUUGCAGGAAGUUUAUGUGUUUGAGGAUCAAGAAAAUCCAGAGGCUCCAAUAGUGAUUCACUUUCCCUUUGUCAACAUCACAUACAAACAAUUCAAGGCUCCUGGUGUGAAAAGAGUUGGCGAGAAGGAACUGAAGGAGGGAGAUGUUAAUGUUGACAUCACUGAUGGCUCCUCCCCUUACAUUACUCGCAACCUUACAUACACACCGGAGGACUACGACAAGUUGGUUAACCUCAUUUCCUACAACAUCGUAAACAACAAAGAUGUUAUUUUGGAAACUCUGAACCAAGCGGUUAAGAGGAAAUCCGCAUAAAGAGACAAGUUCAUGUCUGAUAGAUCCCAGUAGAAACAUACAUUUGUGUUCUAUUUCAUCUAUUACAUUAAUUCAUUUAGCAUUAAUUCAAUUAAAUCUUUCAUUUAUUAUAUCAUUUUAUCAUUUACUUUUUUCUUGUAUCAUUCUUUUAUAUUACAUUAAAGGAGCAUUUCACCCGUAGACACAUUAAUCUUUAUUGAAAGUGUGUCAUAUUUGUAGUCAAAAUGUAACAUACAUUUCGAAUUUGGUGCCUAUUUGACAGAGAAAAUGGGUGUUUGUAGUCUCACCCUCUCAACAAAGAUAUUGGACUUCCUGCUUUCAAUGAUGCAAAAUGAUGAUUUUUACAUCAUUAAAAGAAGGAAGUGCAACACUGAAAUCUGUAUUUCUCCUGUCUCAGCGGCAACUGAGGAAAUGAUGCAUGACCAUUCAAAAACAUGAUUGGGGUUCUAACAAUACAAAGCUUAAUGCAAAUGGGUGAAGUGUCCCCUUAAUUGUCAUUUUAUGUAAACCCUAAAAACAAACGGUACUAGCACUAAAAGUGGUUCUUGUGUUCAGUAUGAACCCAGCAGGCACAUGACCGACCUUCAACGUUGAAUUUUGGUUGAAAUAAGGUCAGUUGUUUGUUCAACAUUGAAACAACAAUGGUUCCUCUAUGAUUAUGAGCCAAGAACAACUUUUAGUGUUAUUUAGCACCGUUUGUUUUUAUAGUGUAGUUAUUCUAUUCUACAUUACUUUUUAAAAUUUUGUUUAAUCUUAUGUUGGCACUGUAUUGCCUUUUAAUGCUGAUAUGAGUCUCCAAUGGUCUUGAGAAUGUUCCACUGUCUUUGUUUGUUAUAAUACCUAAAUCUGCUCUUAGUCCGACCAUUGACAAAGUUAGUCAGACCAUCGAGAAAGCAAAUAAGAUUAUCCAAUAAAACCUCUCAAUUUUAUUAUUACAUCA
This is a messenger RNA of Misgurnus anguillicaudatus (oriental weatherfish), 3463 nucleotides long. The record is from RefSeq and is a predicted model, not a curated record. Lineage: Eukaryota; Metazoa; Chordata; Actinopteri; Cypriniformes; Cobitidae.